CUUGCACCUGCUCCUCUGACCUGCUCCACCUCCACCCACCAGAACCAUGACCUGCUGUGGCUGCUCUGGGGGCUGUGGCUCCAGCUGCUGUGUGCCUGUCUGCUGCUGCAAGCCCGUGUGCUGCUGUGUGCCGGCCUGUCCCUGCUCUAGCUGUGGGUCCUGCGGGGGCUCCAAGGGGUGCUGUGGGUCCUGCGGGGGCUCCAAGGGGGGCUGUGGGUCCUACGGGGGCUCCAAGGGAGGCUGUGGGUCCUGCGGGGGCUCCAAGGGAGGCUGUGGGUCCUGCAGGGGCUCCAAGGGGGACUGUGGGUCCUGUAGGGGCUUCAAGGGAGGCUGUGGGUCCUGUGGGGGCUCCAAGGGGGACUGUGGGUCCUGCGGGGGCUCCAAGGGAGGCUGUGGGUCCUGCAGGGGCUCCAAGGUGGGCUGUGGGUCCUGCGGGGGCUCCAAGGGGGGCUGUGGGUCCUGCGGGGGCUCCAAGGGAGGCUAUAGGUCAUCCUGCUGCCAGUCCAGCUGCUGCAAACCCUGCUGCCUUCAGUCCUGCUGCUGCAAACUUUGCUGCCCUCCGUCCUGCUGCUGUGUCCCCGUUUGCUGCCAGUGCAAGAUCUGAGAUGUGACCAGAGGCUCAGGGGGUUCCAGCCAAUCCAGGCUCCCAGGCUUGAGUGGUGACACAUCCCAUACCCCCAACACACAGUUCUGUGUCCAUCCCCUUCUGGAGUAAUGCAGACUGAAUCUUCAGGACCAGAGAUCCUGUUCCGCAUUUCCUGAUGAAGAAGGGAGUCACCCUCAUACUCUGAGCCAGGCAGGGAUUCUCCACUACACUCACAACCAAAAAGAAACUUCCUCCUUGCCAGCUCUACUUGCAGCCUGCCAUCUGCAGGCUCUUCAGUGACUAAGCUCCAGAAAAGCCACCCCUCAUGCACUGAGUGGGUCCCAGGGCUGUGCUAGCCAUCCUUCCCAACCUCUCCUGCUCAGACCUGGUCAGCCCUGUUCCCCACGGAACCUUGGGCUGGCACUGAUCCCCGGAGCUGGGGCUGCCCAGGUCCACUACACACCCUGCCCCUCGUCCCCAGGCAUCUCCCCCUGGCAUCAGCUCAUCCUGAUUCUUGGUCUUAUAAAUUCAACUGUGAGCUUUGUGAAGCUUCUAAAUAAACAGAUCCUCCAA
Messenger RNA from Nyctereutes procyonoides (raccoon dog), 1159 nucleotides. Its product is annotated as keratin-associated protein 5-4-like. The record is from RefSeq and is a predicted model, not a curated record. Lineage: Eukaryota; Metazoa; Chordata; Mammalia; Carnivora; Canidae. The transcript has a single exon. The coding region runs from base 47 to 604 and encodes 185 amino acids.